Molecule: messenger RNA, 1668 nt
Organism: Alternaria novae-zelandiae
Lineage: Eukaryota; Fungi; Ascomycota; Dothideomycetes; Pleosporales; Pleosporaceae
Gene: PRP45
Product: mRNA splicing protein
Exons: 2
Coding region: 1-1668 (555 amino acids)
Biological process (GO): mRNA splicing, via spliceosome
Cellular component (GO): spliceosomal complex
Source: RefSeq, a predicted model, not a curated record
AUGUCCGUCGCAGCUUUGUCCAAGUCGCUGCCAAAGCCGAAAUACUCGGGCGAAGAGGAGGAGCUCACCAACAGCACGCGCGUGCUAACCGCAGAGCAAUAUGAAGCGCAAGUAGUCGCGAAGAAGGGCCCGCCGCCCUACGGCCAAAGGCAGCACUGGAGGCCCCGCGCGCCUGAAGACUUUGGCGAUGGAGGCGCAUUUCCGGAAGUACUCGUCGCGCAGUACCCGCUCGACAUGGGAAAGAAGGGCCAACCAUCCACAUCCAACGCGCUCGUGAGGAGAGUCGACGGCGAGGGCAAGACCAAGUACGACGAGAUUGCGCGACGCGGACACGGCGAUUCGAGGAUUGUGCAGGCCAGCUUCAAGGACCUCAUUCCUCUGCGCCAACAGGCAGACGCUGGCGAGCUGGACUUGUCGCGUCCUUCUGCGGAGGUUGUCCAAGCAACCAAGGAGAAGACUGAGCAGGCCCUCAUGGCAUUGGUUCAAGGGCAGACUGCCGCGCAACGGCCCAAGAACGUACAGGGCAGAAAGAACGACGAGCCGACUUUCGUCAGAUAUACACCUACGGCUCAGCAUGGUCAAGCCCAGGGCCAGACGCGCAUCAUCAAGAUCCAACAAAGACAGAUCGAUCCCAUGGAGCCGCCCAAGUUCAAGCACAAGCGCAUUCCUCGCGGACCACCUUCGCCUCCCCCACCCGUCCUCCACUCACCGCCGCGAAAGCUGACAGCCGAAGACCAAGAACUUUGGAAGAUCCCACCCCCAAUCAGUAACUGGAAGAAUCCCAAGGGAUACACAGUGCCACUAGACAAACGUCUAGCAGCCGAUGGUCGGGGGUUGCAGGAUAUCACGAUCAACGACAAGUUUGCUCAAUUCGGCGAAGCGUUGCAGGCAGCCGACAGACAUGCACGAGAGGAGGUCAAGCAGCGUGCGAUCAUGCAGCAAAGAUUAGCGGAGAAGGAGAAGCUACAAAAGGAGGAGCACCUGCGAAACCUGGCGAAGGAGGCACGAGAACAGCGCGCCAACACCUCCCGAAGGCGAUCACAGAGCGAAUCGGACACUGAUUCGGAAGAAGAGGCAGUGCGGAAGCGAAUGGACGCUCGUAAGGAGAGGCGCGAGGAUUUCCAGCGCGAACUCCGUCAGUCGCGGAUGGGUACCGAGCGCAAGAUCCAGAUGCUGGCUCGGGAGCAGAAUCGUGAUAUUUCUGAAAAGGUCGCACUCGGUCUGGCCAAGCCGACACAGAGCGGAGAGUCCAUGUACGACUCGCGGCUGUUCAACCAGUCCAGCGGAUUCAACGCUGGUUUCAACGAGGACAACCACUACGACAAGCCUCUCUUCGCAGCUCAGGAUGCUAUCAGCAGCAUCUACCGCCCGAGUGUACAGCAGGAUGACGGAGAAGACGAGGGGCAGACCUACGACCGGAUCACCAAGUCGAGCAAGUUCGAAGUCCUUGGAAAGGCCAAGGAGGGUUUCAAGGGUGCGGAUCUGCAAGAGGCCCGAGACGGACCAGUUCAAUUUGAGAAGGAUACUGACGAUCCGUUCAAUAUCAACCAGAUGAUUGACGAGGUUCGUGGUGAGAAAGGCGAGAAGACUGGAGAGAAGCGUUACGGCAUCCAGGAGCCGGAGGGCAGAUCAGCCAAGCGCGCCAGGGUUGAUGAUGACAGUGAUUGA